AUGUGUGACCGCUUGGUGGUAGGCAUCAAUAAUCUGACUCUUCAACGAAAGUUGCUGGAGAAGAAAGAUUUACCUUUUGCUGAUGCCCCCAAGAUCUGUGAGCAACACGACGACCUGAUGAAAGCCACUUUCAGCGAAUCAGCCACAUUAUUCCAACGGCAGAAGACACGACCGAACCGACCUCCAUUGCUCACAAGUGUACCGAAGCCGCAACACGACUCUUCAAGCAACGAGAAACGUAUCAAUCCCUGCUUGUCAUGUAGAGCUUACCAUCUGCGCUCCAAUUGCCGCUUCCGAAAUGCCAAGUGCCAUGCAUGCAGAGAAACUCGCCACAUUCGGAGAGUGUGCAAACAGCCCCGUUGCAACCUUGCACAACCGACUGCUGCGAAUGACACAAAUCUGGUGCUCUCUCUACGAACCGAAAGCCAACGCACACAAUUCCUAUACACAGAUGUGACAUUUCAGUCCGCCAGAAAGCACAAAUUCAUUGUUGAUACGGGAAGCAUGGAAUCUAUCAUUUCUAUUGCUGUGCUUCGGUCAACCUGCCCCCAAGCCAAAAUCCAUCCAACAUCCGUGCGAAUCCUUGGGGUGACUGGACACAACUUGUCAUUGCUUGGUGAGGUUUCAUUGAUGGUACAUUCCAAAGAACAUCGCCUUGUUCCCAUCCGCUUCCUAAUUGCUAAAAUCAGUCCAUCCAUACUUGGCCUAACCGCCAUUCGUGAAUUGAACCAUUGUGUCGCUCCAUACAAACUCUAUGUCCAAUAUGCACACCCAUCUACAGCACCUGGUCGUGAAAUGUUCCAAUAA
This is a messenger RNA of Echinostoma caproni, 807 nucleotides long. Lineage: Eukaryota; Metazoa; Platyhelminthes; Trematoda; Plagiorchiida; Echinostomatidae. The record is from the annotation of a GenBank genome assembly.